AUGGUGCAAGCAUCUCCCUUGCUCCUCGUGCUCUUCCUGGCCCUGGGGGCUCACGGCCUUGCUGUGAAAAAGUGCUCCCUGACCGGGCGCUGGGUCAAUGACCUGGGCUCCAACAUGACCAUCACGACCGUGAACGGCAAUGGUGCCUUUGCUGGCUCCUACCACACGGCUGUGACAGCCACCUCCAACGAGAUCAAGCUGUCACCGCUGCAGGGAUCCAUGCAGAAGAGCCCUAACCAGAAGGGCCAACCCACCUUUGGCUUCACCGUCAACUGGAGCUUUUCAGACUCCAUCACUGUUUUCACGGGCCAGUGCUUCGUGGAUGAGUAUGGAAAGGAGGUUUUGAAGACCAUGUGGCUGCUGAGGUCACGUGUGGAGAACAUCAAAAACGACUGGAAAGCCACCAGGGUAGGCACCAACGUCUUCACCCGCCUGCAGGCACUGGAGUGA
Camarhynchus parvulus is the source of this 450-nucleotide messenger RNA. Its product is annotated as avidin-like. The record is from RefSeq and is a predicted model, not a curated record. The transcript has 4 exons. NCBI's taxonomy places the organism in Eukaryota, Metazoa, Chordata, Aves, Passeriformes, Thraupidae. Gene Ontology annotation, molecular function: biotin binding. The coding region runs from base 1 to 450 and encodes 149 amino acids.